Messenger RNA from Caenorhabditis briggsae, 1023 nucleotides. The coding region runs from base 1 to 1023 and encodes 340 amino acids. Lineage: Eukaryota; Metazoa; Nematoda; Chromadorea; Rhabditida; Rhabditidae. Gene Ontology annotation, biological process: mitochondrial phosphate ion transmembrane transport. The record is from RefSeq and is a predicted model, not a curated record. Gene Ontology annotation, cellular component: mitochondrial inner membrane. The transcript is spliced from 4 exons. Gene Ontology annotation, molecular function: phosphate transmembrane transporter activity.
AUGAGCGUGUUUAGCCAGCUUUCCGAAUCGGCCAAGCAGAACCCAUUCAGUCUGCCAGUCAGAUCUGCGAACUGCGCCAGUGGAGCUCCAGCCGCUGGGCAAGUCGAAUUCGGAACUGGCAAGUACUAUGCUCUGUGUGCUUUCGGAGGAGUUCUUUCCUGCGGAAUCACCCACACCGCUAUUGUGCCACUUGAUCUCGUCAAGUGCAGAAUUCAGGUAAACCCAGAAAAGUACACUGGUAUCGGAGCUGGAUUCCGUACCACCGUAGCCGAGGAGGGAAUGCGAGCUCUUGUCAAGGGUUGGGCUCCAACCUUGAUCGGAUAUUCCGCUCAAGGACUUGGAAAGUUCGGAUUCUACGAGGUCUUCAAGAAUGUUUAUGCUGAUAUGCUCGGAGAAGAGAAUGCCUACCUCUACAGAACUUCUCUUUACUUGGCUGCUUCCGCUUCUGCCGAGUUCUUCGCCGAUAUCCUCCUUGCCCCAAUGGAGGCUACUAAGGUCCGUAUCCAGACCGCUCCAGGAGCCCCACCAACACUCCGUGGAUGUGCUCCACUUAUUUACAAGACCGAAGGACUCACUGGAUUCUACAAGGGACUCCCACCACUCUGGAUGAGACAGAUCCCAUACACCAUGAUGAAGUUCGCUUGCUUCGAGAAGACCGUGGAAGCUCUCUACCAAUAUGUUGUGCCAAAGCCAAGAUCUGAGUGCUCAAAGGGAGAACAACUCAUCGUAACUUUCGUUGCUGGAUACAUCGCUGGAGUUUUCUGCGCUAUCGUUUCCCAUCCAGCCGACACUGUCGUCUCCAAGCUCAACCAAGAUUCUCAAGCAACCGCUGGUGGAAUUUUGAAGAAACUCGGAUUUGCCGGAGUAUGGAAGGGACUUGUGCCACGUAUCAUCAUGAUCGGAACUCUUACGGCUCUCCAAUGGUUCAUCUACGAUUCUGUCAAGGUCGCCCUCAAUCUCCCACGUCCACCACCACCAGAGAUGCCAGCUUCCCUCAAGGCCAAGCUUGCCGCCCAGCAAUAA